AUGGGGCAAUCUAAGACUAGUUUGAAAGAAUUGUUGAGCGUGAAACGAAAGUUCGCUGAGUCGAUUGACGAUUAUCUGAAUCGAUUUCGGUUACUAAAAAUAAGGAAGAAAUUAGACACGCGGUAUUUGAGAGACAUGGCCCAGUUAGCUGACAGAGUUCGACAGGUCGAAAAACUAAAGGCCGAAAAAGCCAGAGUUAGUAAGGAUGGACAAGUACUUGUACCCCCAGGUACAAAAGUACCACCAUUAGAACAGAGAAAGAAACAAGAGUUUUGUAAGUACCAUAAUUUUCUAGGACAUAAGACCUCACAAUGCUUUCUUUUUAGGGAUCUUAUUCAGAAUGUACUCAAUGAAGGUAGACUGAAGUUUUCUAAGGGAAAGUCACCUAUGAAGAUUGACUCUCACCCCUUGCAAGUUGAUGAUGCUAGCUACGUGGAACCUAUAGCAAUCAAUAUAGUCAAAAUUACCGAAGAUUUUGACAUGGUUGAGUUUAAGAAAAUGAAAAUUAGAUCGAAGCAGCAUUCUGAAAAGCUGGUGAAAGAUUGGUGGAAUUUAUCUAUAGGUGCAAGGCUGAAGACUCUAAAGUGA
Lathyrus oleraceus (garden pea) is the source of this 588-nucleotide messenger RNA. RefSeq lists its product as uncharacterized. The record is from RefSeq and is a predicted model, not a curated record. The transcript has 3 exons. The coding region runs from base 1 to 588 and encodes 195 amino acids. Lineage: Eukaryota; Viridiplantae; Streptophyta; Magnoliopsida; Fabales; Fabaceae.